Molecule: messenger RNA, 1953 nt
Organism: Vitrella brassicaformis
Lineage: Eukaryota; Vitrellaceae
Source: the annotation of a GenBank genome assembly
GCCCUCAGUGGGCAGCAAGUAGUAGGCAGAGUGCACAGGUGGCUGGCUAAGUGUGUGUGUCGCAUGGCCAUCCUCCUGCACCUAUCACACAGAGAGAGUAGUGGUGUGUAUGUCCUUAGAAAAAGUCAUCGCACGAGUCAGUCAGUCAGUCAUGGAAUCAACCGCCCACCGCCCACCGCCCACUGAGCCGUCUAUCUCUCCACGAACAAGACCGCCGCACGAACACACACGAGCCAUCCAGCCCCCAACACACUGACGCAACACGCAGCCCUCCAGCCAUCCGCCCGCACCUCCCCGCCGGCCAUGGCAGCUUAUGCAGGGCCCUUGGGGUACUCCACACCCGCCCAACGCUCCACCAGCAACUCUAGCAGGUCCACCGCCCUCUUGGCCCUCUCCCUCGUCCGCCUCCCGACCUCCACCGCCAUCACCAACUCGGCCACGAUUAUGGCGGCCGCCUGGGUGAGGGAGAGCGGCGGCCUCUCCUCCCGCAUCUCCAGCAGUGUCUUGACGACGGCCUCGUUGUCGUGUGGGGCGGCGGCGGGGAAGGCGCGCUGGCGCCUCUCCUGGUCGAUGCCGUACCAGGCAUUGAUGCCGUCGCGGAUGACCGCCAGCCUCUCGCUGAGGAGGCGCUCCUCCCGGACGGUGCCCUUGGAGGAAAUGCCGUUGAGGAUGCUGUCCUCAUGAUCGCUCCUCUCGGUGGCCCAGACGGCCCGCCGCUGCCACGCCCGCCUCUUCACCGGAUUGCUGUCCGGCUUCUUGGCCACCUCCUCGUCCACCGUGUCCCGCCACUGGCGCAUGGCUGUGGCCCUGAAGGCGACCUCCGGCACCCCGUCCUUGACGUCGUUCGGCAGGACCUCAUGGCAGGCCAGCAUGGCCAGUGCCGUGCCCGCCACAGUCCACAGGUCAUCUGCCGGCUGCCAGCCCGGGUAGGCCCAGUAUUUGUGGGCCCACUCGCCCACGGCUGUCGGGCUGCUGGGGACGCCGGUGGACGUGCGAGAGGGGUCGAUGAAGGCGGGCGGCUCCUGGCUGAGCUGGUUGAUGAUGGCCGUCUCGUAUGCCACCGCCUUCGUCUUGCCCUCGAACGUCACCAGGCUCCCUUUCUCGUGGCCGGCAGCGUCGAUGAGUGUGGCCACGGGCACCACCAUCUCGCGACGGCCGCCGCCCACCGACGCGCUGACCUUGACAAACCCGACGAGGAUGUUGUCAUAGGUCGCGUCGGUGGCGACGUACGUCGAGCUGAGCGGCAGCGUCUCGGCCAUGCUGACAGCGCUGGCAGUGGGGGACAUCGUGGCGCGGGCCUUGGCCACCUCAAACACACUAACCUGAACAACACACACACAAACACACAUACAUACACACAAUUCACCCAUCCAUCCGUCAGUCCCCCCAUCUGUCUGUCAUUCUGUCUGUCUGUCUGUUUCGUGUCUCACCUUAUGCAUAGCCAUCGUUUUCAUGAGGAGGUCGAUGACGCAAAACACGGCGCCCACCUGUCACUCCUCCUCACUCACACCCAGCUGCUGCACCAUCGUCUCCCUGAUGCGCCGGCCGUUGGCCAUCGGUAUCCCGGCAGUCUCUCUGGCGGCACUCGCGCCAGCUCCCAGCCGGUCGAGGACAGAUGCCUCGCCCGGCGGGAAGCGCAGGACGCGCAGCGCCAAGAAGCUGCCGUAUGGACGCAGACGGCCGUCGGUGGCGUUGUGAAGGUCGCGCACCACCACCACUUCCUCCUCCUCCCGCUGCACCUGCUGCUGUGGCAGCUCCUCCUCGCCGUCUCCACUGCAGAUGAACAGGGAGUACGCCGGGCCCCCCAGCGUCAACAGCCCCUGGGCGCGCCGGUACUCGCCCCUGAAGGCCUCCAUGAUGGCCGGCUGGAUGAAGGGGGGCACGACGCCCUUCUGUUGGGCCAGGGUGGCGGUGUCGGCAGGCGUGUCUGCGGGGGGGCUGCUCGCCUUGAGG